Actinia tenebrosa (Australian red waratah sea anemone) is the source of this 1128-nucleotide messenger RNA. Its product is annotated as DNA-directed RNA polymerase I subunit RPA12. Gene Ontology annotation, cellular component: RNA polymerase I complex. The record is from RefSeq and is a predicted model, not a curated record. Gene Ontology annotation, biological process: termination of RNA polymerase I transcription; DNA-templated transcription. Lineage: Eukaryota; Metazoa; Cnidaria; Anthozoa; Actiniaria; Actiniidae. Gene Ontology annotation, molecular function: zinc ion binding; nucleic acid binding.
ACAGUCAAAGUUAACAAGAAUCCAACAUGGCGGACAGACGUACAGUUGAAUCGUUUGAAUGCGAUCCCGAUUUCUGCCCAGAGUGUGGUUCGAUCUUGCCGUUACCUGGACUAGACGAUGUUGUUUCUUGUAGGAUUUGUGAUUUCCAAAAAGAUACCUCAGAAUUUGAAGGAAUAGAAGUUCACUCAAGAAAAGUCUUCAACGAAGUGAAAGAAAAGAAAAUUAGUGUAGAAGAUGAUGAAGAUCCAAUAGGACCCAUGGUUGACAGAAAGUGUUCUAACUGUGGCCAUGAAGGAAUGACAUACCAGACACGACAGACCCGAUCAGUUGAUGAAGGACAAACAGUAUUUUAUAACUGUCCUCAUUGCAAAUAUCAAGAAACAGAGCAUUCAUGAUGUAGUCAACAUCCAAAGGCAGGCUUUUUAUCCAAUAUAAUAACAUCUGACUUAUUCAAUUGUUUGUACAAUUGCUAAGUUAUAAUCAGCUGAUUAUCUGCUCCAAAUGGUGGUCAAACACCGACCGUCAUGACAGUACUAUAAGCCAUAAAGAAUUCUACUAAAAACUUGUGAUUCAGCUGAUUAACAUUCCACACUGGACAAGAAAUGCCAUCGAGUGAAACCAACCAAUAAAAAAAACUGGUUCAUGUAAUAUGGUAGAACAAAUCUUUCAGAGGAAAAUGAGAGAACAUUGGAAGGAAAAAAUAGCAAAAACACACAAAAAACAAUCAGUACUUUGUUGAAUGAUUUUUCGAAAAACAGUUAACCAUCUUUUCACGAUUUGCCAAUGUUUUUUUAAUUAUUUUCGGACAACCUUCAACAUCAUCAAAUGUUAGUGACAAUUACUCUUGCUUAGCAGCUUGAUCGCUGUUCACUAUUUUUUUUGUUUUGUUUGUUUGUUGGUUUUUGUUUUGUUUUGUUUAUCAGUCUUUUAGAGAAAAGAAAACAGUCUCAACAUACGAGAUAAUGUACUCUUUUAUUGCAAAUAAUUUGUAAAAAAGAUUUGGGGUAAGAAUAGCUAUGAUUGUUCAAAACACACCUUUAAACUAGUCGUUUCUUCAACAAUCGAUCAGUUGCCAGCUCAUCACAACCAAAAUCAACAUAUUAUUAAAGAUACAGUUUACCUAGUAAA